UAUCUCGCUGACGCGACACCUAGAAGCGGCUGGAGGGAGCGUGAAAUCGAUCGAGACAUUCGCUAUUUCGAACUUCGAACCAGUAUUUUGACGGAGCGAAGAACAGAGCCACAGAGCGUUCGCAGGUGUCGAAUAGACAGUUGACAAUCAUUCUAAACAGCUUGAUUGAGACAAACCGGUCGGCCGACGAGAGUUCUGUUAUCAUGGUCCUGAUGCCAAAAGAGUCUGCCAAGCUAGUUGCCGGCUUGGCGAAGCACGUGUUCAUCGAGGAGGCGGGUGUAAAGAAAUUGGCACUGGCGGUUCUCGAUGGCUUGAAAACCGGUAAGAUUCGCGAAGGCAAUUUCUCGCAAAUCAAAUUCCACCCCAAGCCCGAUGAUUCCAGAGCGGCAGACUGGAUAUUCGUGCUGGACACGUUGAACUUCUCAUUUUGGACCGAGACGGGCGCGAAGAAGUGGAAGGUCAACGGGGAGACCGGCUACUUCGCGUUCUGCGCCGCUGUCAGCCGUGCCAUCGACGACGGAAAGCCUAUGUGGGAUCCCAAGUAUUACUCGCAAAUAACGCAGCAGGAUGCCGAGGUCAUCUUCCGGGGUGACGACGAUGUCGGUAUUCCGCUUCUACAGGAGAGAAUUAAGAGCCUGCACGAGGCUGGAAAGGUCCUGUUGGAUAAGUACAAGGGCACAUUCACGGAGUGUAUCAAAUCGUGCGAGGGUUCCGCGGAGAAGUUGCUCAAGCUGAUCGUUAGGGAGUUUGACUCGUACCGGGAUGAGGCCGACUACGAGGGACAUAGAAUCAGCAUCUACAAGAGGGCUCAGAUACUGAUUGGCGACAUCUGGGCUUGCUAUGAGGGACGUGGGCUCGGCGAGUUCCGUGACAUUGACAGCAUCGCGAUGUUCGCCGAUUAUCGUAUCCCCCAAGUGCUCGUGCACUAUGGCACGAUGCGCUACAGCAAUCCGCUCAUGAGCAAGCUGAAAUCCGACGAGCCGUUGAAGCAGGGCAGUCCAGAGGAGGUCGAGAUACGUGCCUGCUCGAUUGAGGCGGUCGAACUGGUGUGCAACGAGGUGCGAAGAUUGAUUACAGCUGAUCCGAAACUGGGCUUGAAUUCCACGGAUGUCAACGCGAUCGUGAUCGACCACUAUCUGUGGGACUAUCGGCGGGAGUACGCGCAAGAAUUGGAACACAUACCGUUCCACAAAACGAGAACCAUAUACUAUUAGAAGGUUGCGCGGGACGCAACGAUAUUGCCUAUUGAAAAGCCAGUUUCCCAAUCCCAUCUAUUUCGCUUUGGCUAUAUUUUAUUAUAUUUUUAUGCUGCACUAUAUGUAAAAAGUGAGAGAAAAUAAAAUAAAGUUUAUUAUAUUUUCCAGUA
Solenopsis invicta (red fire ant) is the source of this 1366-nucleotide messenger RNA. RefSeq names its product queuosine salvage protein. The transcript has a single exon. The record is from RefSeq and is a predicted model, not a curated record. The coding region runs from base 204 to 1214 and encodes 336 amino acids. Lineage: Eukaryota; Metazoa; Arthropoda; Insecta; Hymenoptera; Formicidae.